This is a messenger RNA of Mesocestoides corti, 441 nucleotides long. The record is from the annotation of a GenBank genome assembly. NCBI's taxonomy places the organism in Eukaryota, Metazoa, Platyhelminthes, Cestoda, Cyclophyllidea, Mesocestoididae.
AUGACUACUGUGUUGCCUGAAUUCAUCACGAAAGUAUUCGACUCCUGGACCGUCCUGCGUCUUGCCGAACGUCACGGAACCGGUGGCAGGGAAACAAAAGCCAAGCUCCAAAGUCUAGUAAACUUCGUUAUGCAACGACUAAAUAAGCGUGUCGAAGCCGAGGACCUGGCCGACAUGCUUGAGGACUACCUCUACGACAACCUCAAUGUGCUAUGCGAGGACGACAGCCAAUACGAUGUGGCGAACCUCAUCCUGCAAGCCUUUACUCUUCAUUCAGCUGGCAAGAUUCUUGAACUUGCAGAACUGGCCAGUAAACUCCCCGAGGGCUGCAAUUUAGCCCAAUGUCCUGCACAAGUUGUUGAGGCUGACGUGGACGGUGAAGAUGAAGAGAGCGUCUCCGCCGAAAGCAGCGAAGAUGAUGUGGAAAUGAAUGACGCCUGA